Osmerus eperlanus (European smelt) is the source of this 2767-nucleotide messenger RNA. RefSeq names its product tumor protein p53 inducible protein 3 (gene tp53i3). Gene Ontology annotation, molecular function: NADPH binding; quinone binding; quinone reductase (NADPH) activity. The transcript is spliced from 6 exons. NCBI's taxonomy places the organism in Eukaryota, Metazoa, Chordata, Actinopteri, Osmeriformes, Osmeridae. The record is from RefSeq and is a predicted model, not a curated record. The coding region runs from base 236 to 1261 and encodes 341 amino acids.
GAAAUAUCCCUUUAAAAAUGUGUUCAUAAGAACAGUUUAACACGCUGGGACAACACUUGAAAUCUUAUCCAGUGUUUUCCCUCUUUGUAUGAGUGUAUGUGACCGACUCUCAAUUGUUUUUAAGGCUCAGCGUUUCCACGAUGGCACAGAAUGACGGAAAUGGGACUCGAAGCGAAGCAAGUAGCGAAUAGUAGCCUACAUGCAUUACAUUCCUACAACGCAAAUGAUCUGACUGAUGUCUCGACCUCUUCAGAUGAUGCUGGCGGUAUGUGUUGACGCACCAGGGGGUCCAGAAAGUCUGCUUUUGAGGAAAGUCACUAAACCUCAAUCCAGAGCUGGAGAAGUUCUUAUCAAAGUCCAUGCAACUGCUCUGAACCGGGCAGACUUGUUGCAGAGGAGAGGACUCUACCCAGCUCCUCUAGGUGAAAGUGAGAUCCUGGGCCUGGAGGUUGCUGGGACUGUGGCCGGCACAGGUGCCGGGGUGAAGGGCUCCUGGAGGACAGGUGAUCGAGUCAUGGCCCUCCUGUCUGGAGGCGGAUAUGCAGAGUACAUCUCUGUGCCAGAAGAGCUGCUCAUGUCAGUCCCCUCCCACCUCUCUCUCUACCAGGCCGCUGCAAUCCCUGAGGCCUGGCUCACUGCCUUCCAGCUCCUGCACCUCGUAGCCCGGGUGAAGGAGGGAGAGGUGGUUUUGGUGCAUGCUGGAGCCAGUGGCGUCGGAACCGCGGCGAUCCAGCUCGUCCGAUUGGCCGGUGCCGUCCCCGUGGUUACGGCAGGAAGCCCGGAGAAAUUGCAGAUAGCAAAGGAGCUGGGGGCAGUGGCUGGUUUCAACUACAGAGAAGAAAACUUUGCAGAGAAAGUCUGCGAUUUCACGAAAGGCAGGGGAGCAGACGUAAUUCUGGACUGCAUCGGGGGAAGCUGCUGGGAGAGGAAUGUGGACUGUCUGGCCCUGGACGGAAGAUGGGUGCUGUUUGGCGCCAUGGGUGGAAAGACAGUGGAGGGAGAGCUUCUGGGCAGGCUGCUGUCCAGGCGAGGACAGCUCCUCUGCAGCCUGCUCCGCUCACGCAGUCUGCAGUACAAAGCAGAUCUGGUGAGGGCUUUCUCAGAAGGGGCGUUGCCCUCCUUCUCUAACCAGACCUCCUCCCUGAGGCCGGUGAUUGACAGCACCUUUGACCUGGAGCAGAUUGCAGAUGCUCACAGACACAUGGAAGCCAACAGAAACAUGGGGAAGAUUGUCAUCAAGGUGACGUCACAGACCCAGUGAGCCCAGUGAUCACCACACCUUCAGUCUCAAACAUCUACCCCGACUGGAGUCUCUAGUUCCUGUGAUUCAUUUCAAGAGGAAGGUGUUGAAAGACUGUAGUAGUUUUUAACUGGGCUUAUCCCCUCUCGAUAUAAAAUACAUUGGACUCCUAGCCCCCAGGUGUAGGUUUGUUUAAAAUUUGUGGGGGAAAGCUUUGUUUAAUAACUGAGAAUGCGGUUGUUUAAAUAAAAAUGUCUUCAUAAAAAGUGGGUGGACAGAUAAGCAGUUUUCAAAAAAUGAGUGUCAAAUGUCCCUCAACCUACCCUUUAAACAGUGUAAGGCUGGGUGUCACCCCACCCGUCAUAUGCUAAAAUAUGGACGGAGUCCCUAUUUGAUGGGUUUCACACCUCAUUGUGUAACUUACUGUUGCAUUGCUAGUCAUAUGUUGAUAAUUAAGGGUCAAUAUGUGGUCGGAUGUUGUUCUACAGAUAUAAAGGGAAUUGUGAAGCAUUGUUCUCUAGAUUAUUGAUCUCCUGAGGGCUUUUCCUCAGCUCUGGCUUCUCUUACUCCUCCUUCUUACUCUUUCUCUGAUUUACAAUAAUCAUCAUGGUAUAGGAGGUAAGAUUUAAAGCCUUCACUUUGUAACAUGUUUGCCAUGCAAAUGAUUUCAUUAAUUUGCAAUGUUAUUAAAUAUCUAGUCAUCUAUUACUCUAAUUUAACCGAUCAGUCAAAUAACUGUACUUCCAGCAUAUUUGGUACACUGUUCAAUUUACCCCUCUUCCUUUACUGUAGGGGAAUAGUUUUGGUUGUUUGACCAAAAAUGUAACCCCUUACAACAGCAUACGUGUAGCCUACAAUGAGCAUGUACAGUGCACAUGGACUAUACAUCUACAAAUGACAUUGCGUUAUUGUUUUGUAUAUUAUUUCGGGAAAACAUACAAUUAUCACAACUUGUUGAAAAACUUUAUUCGUAAUGUUUUAAAUUCACAGUGUCAAGGCUUAAAACACGAUAUAGGCUAUAGCCUACAGAAUAACCUUUAACUCUGAUGUAGCUAAUGUAUUGCAGCUAUAGUAUUAGGCCUAUAAGUAGGUUAUGUCACGUUGCAGGACUACAAAUUGCUAAAUUGUGUCUACGAUGAAGUAAACUGAAUUUGGGGGGGAUUGUGUGCGUAAACUGGGCUGCAACCACGCCAGACUAAACAGUGGACAAAAUGACAAGAAGCCGGAAUCGGGCGUCACAAAUAAAAAUGUUUCACUUCCUGAAAUCACAGAGAACAUUUGUUUUAGAGGUAGUUUCUGAGUUUGUCCUUUAUUUUGGAACAAGGACAUUACGUUUUAGCUAAGGAUUAACGCAAGCAAAUGCAGACUGGCUGCAUAAUUAAGAUAAUGCCCUCUGAGGAACUAAACCAAUCUUCGUAAACCGAGUAGGAAAUGCUGGUUGAUUUUAACCCAUUUCGAAAUCAAGUUGUAGUGUUAUUGGAGGAUUUCAACAGCUACAAUCUGUCACUUUCAACAGAAACAACAAAG